AUGACCACAGAACAUGAUAACGGGAUUAAGUGUAUUUUUGCAUGGCCAGGAAUAGAUGAAUAUCUAAGCGCAAGAUACCUCGAGUAUAACAUUAGCAAAGAUGUGGUGGAGGGUGGUGGUGUUUGGGCUUUAGAGAAUGUAUCCGGGAUUGGUAUUGAGUUUGAGAAGCUUAGGAUGCGUAUUACGAUGGAAGAGAAGGUCAAGAUGAUGAAGGAGCUGGGAGCAGUCUUCUACCCAGACCCGAGAGACUGUCCAUCACUUGCAGACCUGUAUCCUGCGCGCGAUGUGUAUCCCAAGACACCUAUUGGGCGGACUAUAAAUGGUUAA
Molecule: messenger RNA, 327 nt
Organism: Trichophyton verrucosum HKI 0517
Lineage: Eukaryota; Fungi; Ascomycota; Eurotiomycetes; Onygenales; Arthrodermataceae
Exons: 1
Coding region: 1-327 (108 amino acids)
Source: RefSeq, a predicted model, not a curated record